Messenger RNA from Nerophis ophidion (straightnose pipefish), 2714 nucleotides. RefSeq names its product DnaJ (Hsp40) homolog, subfamily C, member 18 (gene dnajc18). The record is from RefSeq and is a predicted model, not a curated record. NCBI's taxonomy places the organism in Eukaryota, Metazoa, Chordata, Actinopteri, Syngnathiformes, Syngnathidae. Gene Ontology annotation, biological process: cellular response to misfolded protein. The coding region runs from base 395 to 1567 and encodes 390 amino acids. Gene Ontology annotation, molecular function: Hsp70 protein binding. The transcript is spliced from 8 exons. Gene Ontology annotation, cellular component: endoplasmic reticulum membrane.
GUUCUGUUUUUUAUUGUGAUCUAUUUUUUUUUAAACAACGCUCUUCCAGCGUUUAUUUUUAUGUUAGUAGAGGAAGUGACGUCACUGAGAGCGUACCCCUACACCCCCUGUCAGUUUGAGCUAGCUGACAGGUGAAUGGUUCGGCGCUUUAAAUAUCAUCAAAAGUGCGCAUAUGUAUUUGGUUCCUAGCUUUGCUCCAACAAAGAAACAUGUAAUUUGAUUCUUGACAACCGCCGCUACGUCAAGUCAGUUGCUAGCUUGAAGCUAGCCAGCUUGCUAACGUUACGCAGCCGUCAGUUAGCGAAGUUGCGCGGCUAAAGCCGUCAUAGUGACGGUCUUAGUUAAAAAGCAGCCCCUCUCUGCCGGGAUACGUUAGAUAAGAAUAUUUUGUAGAAUGGACAAAGACGAGGCGGACCGGCUGAUAGAGAAGGCGAAGUUGUUGUUACGGUCAGGGCGGAAGGACCGAGCGCUGCAGCUGCUGUACGAAGCCCAGAAUAUCUACCCCAGCACCCGGGCCAGAGUGCUGAUUGAUGCCAUAGUUAAAAAUGGAAGCAACGCGGCUCCGGAAGUGAACCACAUGCCCCCACCAAAAGGCUGGAGAGAAGAGGACUGUGGCAAUGCUGAAAAAAGUCAUGUGAGCGGCGAUGACAAGAAAAGCUACACAGAAGAUCAGCGGCAGGGUGUUCUAAGGAUUAAGAAUUGCAAGGACUUCUACGAGAUACUUGGCGUCCCCAAGAAUUCCAGCGAUGAGGAUCUGAAGAAGGCGUACAGAAAGUUGGCCCUCAAGUUUCACCCUGACAAGAACUUCGCACCAGGAGCCACAGAUGCUUUUAAAGCAAUCGGCAACGCUUACGCAGUGCUAAGCAAUCCAGAGAAGAGGCAGCAGUACGAUCAGUAUGGAGAUCAAUCGGCAGCUGAGAGCACAUCGCAACACACCACCCACCAUCGCCACGGACACUACCGAAACUUCCACAGAGACUUCGAGGCUGACAUUUCUCCCGAGGAGCUCUUCAACAUUUUCUUUGGAGGACGAUUCCCCACAGGAAACAUUCACGUGUACACCAACCAGGGAGCCUCCUACUCUCAGUUCUACCAGCCUCGUCGACGACGCGCUUAUGAGAGACGCGAGGAGGUGGUAGAGGACAACCCGAGUCAAAACUCCUUUACAGCUCUGCUGCAGCUCCUCCCUGUCCUGGUGCUGAUUCUCAUCUCAGUGUUCACUCAGAUGAUGGCCACCAACCCGCCUUACAGCCUCUUCUACAAGCCGUCCAUGGGGCUGGUGGUCUCCCGGGAAACUCAGCACAUGGGCGUCCCGUACUACGUGGAUAAAAGUUUUGAAAAAGAGUACCGUGGCGACGCACUAGAUGAGCUGGAGAAAACGAUAGAGAGCGACUAUAUUGAACACUUGCAGAGUAGCUGCUGGAAGGAGAAACAACAGAAGUCGGACCUGGCCAACCUGGGGCAGCUGUACCGAGAUGAGCGUCUCAAGCAGAAGGCGGAGUCGAUGAGGCUGGACAACUGUGACAAGCUGCAUAGACUGGUGGGACGUCUGAGAGGCGGCAAGUGAAGUGGACACUUCUUAUAAUUCUUUUUGAGGUCAUUUCUCUACUCAAGACACCCUGAAAGGAAUCCGGUGCAGCAGAGUUGGGAACAAUGUGCCUUCUCUCCUACGGGAUGGGAGGAAAUCAAAGUUGCAUGUCAGCUGCUUUGGGGGCCACAGCACUGUCAGUGUUGCACUAAGGCUCUGCCCCUUUCUUGUUUUUUUAUAUAGAAUUGGUCUCUGUAAGAGGUCAUGGUAUGAAGCUAUGUUUUCGUCCACACUCGGGAUGUGACGAGAGAUCUUGUGUCACAAGAUUAAAAUGUGGCGAUAUUUCUUGUUCAGAGAAAAGCUGUGUUGUGGUCAGAACGAUUCACUUUUUCUUUUUUUCUUUUUUUAAGAGUAUCUGUUUGUCAAGAAGUAUUAGAACUUCACAUUAAGUGCUUGGAUACUGCAAACCGAGAACUAGCAACCAGAGCUAGCUUCGGUAUGUCGGAGACUUGUAAUCUUAUUUAUUUUAACUUUUAUUUGUGGAAACCGGUUUAACAGUUUAAAGCUCAUACGCAGGUCAUGCAUGCAAAGUUGCAAAGGACUUUAAAAUGCACCUGCAUUAUUUUGUGAUUUUUCUUAAAAGUAGGGGUGCUUAAGGAAUUCUGGGGCCCCCUACACACCCAGCCUCCCAACUCUACCACUUCAGUAUAUGCGGCACCCCUGUGUAAAAUAUUACUAAAAUCUUGCCUCCUCCUUGUGAGUCUAAUAUGUAUCAUCACACCCCUAGUCCAUUAGAGUUCUUGCCAAAAAAAAAGUAUUUAUCUCAACUUUGAUAACGGUUCUUUGAAGAAAUCAAUAAGCUUCUCUACUGUAAAGCGAUGGAGUGCACUUUUAUUUAUUAUGCCUCAGAGAAUAGAAAGAACUAUGUUCAUUACUCUGCUUUGUCACAUGCAUACGGUCCUUCACAAUUGAGAGUUUCCAUUGCUUCUUACAUAGUAGAUGUGUAAAAGCCACAUGACUUUCGCUGUCUACUCUGGCUGAAGUGAUGAGCAAGGAUUGUACUUUUAUAAACCACAAAACUUUCAACUGUCCAGUCAAGAGACCACAUAUUUGUUGCAGCGCACUAAGACAGCCACCUUUGGUUGUUCUCAAGCACUUUUAUUUCAUAAUAAAAGGUUCUAUUUUA